Messenger RNA from Melitaea cinxia (Glanville fritillary), 1650 nucleotides. RefSeq names its product formin-I-like. Bases 1 to 1572 code for a protein of 523 amino acids. The record is from RefSeq and is a predicted model, not a curated record. Lineage: Eukaryota; Metazoa; Arthropoda; Insecta; Lepidoptera; Nymphalidae. The transcript is spliced from 6 exons.
AUGACAACUUUUGAAGUAAAAGAAACUAGCCUGGAUGUGGAACAACACAACGAUCAAAAACCCAAUAAUUCUAUUGAAGAAAUUCGUAAAUGUACCAAGCAGAGUCGUAUUGACACAUCUUGGGACCGAAGUUAUUAUGUUUCAUUUCAAGAAUCGAAAAAUACUGAAUUUGAUAAAACUCCACCCUUUAAGAGUAUAAUGAUUGAAGAAGAAUCUAUUAAUAGCAAAGUGAAUAGUUUUACACAAACGGAGAUCGUCAUCGAUCAAACGCUACAUAGUAGCGUUGACGCGAACUUCUCUUUUAGUAAAGACUUUCAAUUCGAAGAUUCUUUGUCUAACGAAAAUGACGAAAGGUCUUCUAGCAAACGGUUUAGACGUGAUUCUUUCGAUGAUAAUAAGGAAAUACGACCAUGGAAAAAGACGAAGUGUACGCGUUCAAGUACAUCGAGUUCUUCUGACUUAAAUGAACCAAAAUCUUCAUUAAGUGAUUUAUGUUCCGAAUCAGAAUUAUCAUUCAAAUCAAUAAAUAGCAAUUAUUCGUAUAAGAUUCGUAAGAGAAGGAGAAAAUCGGAUUCAAGUUUAUUUCGAAGUGUUCUACAAAAAUCACGAAAUUGUGUUUAUUUUAAUAAACACAAUUUUUCAGAUGAUAAGACAUAUACAACAGGAGGUACGCCGAGAAAUGAUAAAACACACAGACGGAGUAAACGUACUAAGCUAUGGAGGUUGAUGGACCUUUGUACAUGGAUUGGCAGGAAGGGUUUCCAGUCUCUUACAGGUUUAUAUUCAGAUAUCCCCAGAGAACCUAUAAGUCAUCAGGAAAACAAAGAAAAUGUCCUAGCAGAUGAGAUGAAACAACUCAGGCGAUUCAUCGACGAAGUCGAUCAAAAACACAAGCAUCUGUCACAACAAAACGAAAAUCUUCAAGAAGAAAUGAAGAAAUUGGUGACGAAAAUAGCAGAGCUAGAGGAUAAACUUAGUCGCCAGCAAACUGCAUCGAACGCUCCUUCUUGUCUUAACCCUCCGUCGUGUCCACCCCCUCCUCCCCCACCUCCCCCUCCCCCUCCACCGCCACAAUCAACAAACAAACUACCAGUACGCGCGCACACCAUCCCGAGAUGUGGAUCAGCACCGCCGAGGAUCACAGCACCGCGCCUCACAAUAACGCCACAGGAUAUUGCUAAUGUUAAACUAAGGAAAGCUAAGGAUCAUCCUGUCCGAACAAAGCCAGUGAAAGAAGUUCAACAGCCUUUAGUAACGCAGCAUCUUCUCGAAGCAACGAGAGCAAAACUCGGCCGUAACAGACCUGUGGCCGCUUCUACACCUAAGCAACAACUGUCUGAUUUGGAAAAGUGUUUAUUACAAGAGUCGUCAGUGACGUCACUUUUCAGACGGAGAGGAACUCGAGGUACAUUUCGUAGUGCAGAAGAAUUAAGAGUUCGGCCCUAUCCUGCUUCACGAUGCGCCCGCUCUCCUUGUUCACCGCGCUCUCCCCGUUCUAACUCCCUCUCUAGAGUAACCCCUACUUCGCCAAUCAAAUUCUCGCUUAUAUGUCCAAACAAAGAAUUAAACUAAUCUUUGACUAAUGAUUAUCAGUGUGAUUAGAUGUUCAAUCGAAUAUAAAUAUAUUUUCAUUUACUGCUGAUGAAUAGA